Messenger RNA from Lotus japonicus, 1068 nucleotides. RefSeq lists its product as uncharacterized. The record is from RefSeq and is a predicted model, not a curated record. The coding region runs from base 296 to 823 and encodes 175 amino acids. Lineage: Eukaryota; Viridiplantae; Streptophyta; Magnoliopsida; Fabales; Fabaceae. The transcript is spliced from 3 exons.
ACAACAAGGUUCACAAUAUUUUUGUCAUGCACCUACCUAUGUGUUUUUAAGGUCAAAUAUUUGGCUUAAAUUGACUAGCCUAGUUGAGAAGGGAAGGGCUUAGACCUUAGUGAGAGAGGUAGAGUCUAAGAAUCUGUUUUUACUAUAUCUGUGGGGUGCUAGUAGGAGUUGUACUGAUAGAGACUUUUGCAGCUUUGCUUACUUCACCUUCUUCAUUCAUUCACUCAUUCAUUCUCCCUUAUCUCUCCCAUUCUUUUCCUUCUCUUUUUGUUUGCUGAGAGAGAACAAUACAUAGAUGGGGAAUUGCCAAGCUGUGGAUGCUGCAGUGCUUGUGAUCCAGCACCCAGGUGGGAAGAUAGAAAGGAUGUAUUGGCCAAUCACUGCAAGUGAGGUCAUGAAAACUAACCCAGGUCACUAUGUGUCUUUGAUAAUCCCAUUGCCUGUGACAGAACAAGAACAGAGGAAUCAAGAGCAGAAAUCAGUUCGUUUCACACGUGUCAAGCUUCUGCGUCCUAAUGAGACUCUCAAUCUUGGACAUGCUUACAGGCUCAUCACUACUCAAGAGGUCAUGAAGGUGUUGAAAGCAAAGAAGAAUGCAAAGACCAAGAAGCCACAGGCAGAGACAAUUGAGAAACCACAGACAGAAAAGAAGAGUUCAGGUUGUGAGUCUCAGACAGCAGGGGACUCUGUCUCAGGAAAUACAAAUACAAAUCAGGGAAUGAGAGCAGAGAGACAGAGGCAAAGGGGAUCAGCAAAUCCUGCUGUAGUGAGAUCAAAAUCCUGGCGCCCCUCUUUACAAAGCAUUUCUGAGUUUACAAGUUGACUGGUGCAAAAUUGUAACAUGCAUAGUGGCUAUAGAAAAUUAUCUGCAUGUUCCUCCUUGAUGAUUCCUUUCACAUGUAUGGGAAUGGAAAUUCAACAGAGCUUUGAACCAAGAUUUAUCUUUCAUCACCAAGAAGGGGGGAAAAGAAUAGCAUGUUUGUAUAGCACAACAAGAAGGGGAAAAAAGUAAUGAAUGUAAAAAUCUAUGAGAAGUGAGUUUUGUGACUGAAAUAGUUAGUUGCAACA